AUGGCAGAGCUUGAAUUACCAUUUAAAGUUAAAGCAAUCUUUGAUUAUAAAUCUGAUUAUGAAGACGAUUUACCUUUUGCAACUGGUCAAAUUAUUACCAUAACAGCAAUUGAGAAUGAUGAAUGGUAUACUGGUGAGUAUGAUGGUAAAACUGGGAUGUUCCCCAAAAAUUUUGUUGAAGUUUUAGUUGCCCCCACAAUUCCGAAUUCGAAUAGACCAGUUAAAAAACAUGAACCAGAAAAUGAGGUUAAGGAACCAGAGCCAACACCAGUCGUCACCAAAUUAGUGGAAGAAAAGAAACAAUCUCCAAAAACUGAAAGUCCUGGUGCCAAAGUUCCGAUGCCACAUUCAUAUACAUCUAAACCAAGUGAUCCAUAUAGUAUUAAAAAACAAUUUGUAGCUGCAGCUCCAUCAUCAUAUGUUCCCAAAAUUACUCCAAGAGAUGAGUCAAAUUUGGUGGCUCAUCAAGCUCAUGACACAAAACAUUCAGAAGAUAUUGUUAAAGGAACACCAGUAAAUGAAGAAGAACCAAAAGAAGAGUCUGGUCCUAAAGUAUCAUUAAAGGAAAGAAUUGCAUUACUUCAAAAGAAACAACAAGAAGAAGCUGAACGUGAAGCUGCUGCAUUAAAACGUAAAGAGGAAAGAGCAAAGAAACAAGCUGAAGAUAAAGAAAGAGUAAAACAAUUGAGAGAACAAAAAAGUGGCGAAGCUCAAUUAGCAGCUACCGCUGCAGAAGAAGCUGAUGAAGAGGUACAAAAUCAUAGUCCAAUAGUUCCAAAUCAUUCUGGCGCAAGUGAGGGAGUUUUUCAUUCUAAUCAUACUGGUGAGUCAAAACCCAGAAGUCUUAGCGCUCAUGAACCUGAAGAAAUUGAAGAAGCCGAAGAUGAAAAGGAAGAAGAUCACGAACUUGAACAAGGUGAAGAAGAUGAUGAAGAAUUAAAACGUAAGAAAUUAGUUGAAAGAAUGGCCAAAAUUUCUGGUGGUAGAAAUAUGUUUGGUAUGAUGGGAAUGCCAUCUCCUUUUGGUGCUUCACCACCAGCUGACAAACCUAAAAAGGCGAAAUCAACCCCUUCAGCUCCAAUUGAACAGACACAACCGCAAUCACCUACUCAAAAUGUUGAAUCAACAAAACAACCAUCUAUUCCAAAUUCUGCACCUGAAAUUCCUCAUGAAAAAUCUGCACCAAAAUUCAGCCAUGAAAGUUCUUCAAUGGCUGAAGACGAUGAACCUUCAGAUUCUGAUCAAGCUGAAAUUAUAACUCAAAAUGAUAUAAAUGAACAAAAUCAUCAUCAUGAUGUUCACGUUUCAGAUAGUGCAGAUGAUCAACAUCGUCCAAUUAGGUUGAAAAAACAUAGUACAUUAGAAGGUGAAGGUACUGGGUAUGAAGCUGAUGAAGAUUUAUCUGACAUUACAAGACCUCAUGAAACAUCUAAAAAUGAACACUUAUUAAAAACUCAUGAGAAGGAUUCAAAUGAGACUAUAUCUUUGGAAGAAGAACAAUUUGGUAAAAAUCCAACAAUUCCACAUCCACCUAUUCAUCCAACACCAACUUCAAAAGAUGCACCACCAAUACCACCUGUACCAACAGUUCCACCUGUCCCUUCAAGAAAUUUAGAUUCUGCACCACCUAUCCAUCAUCAUGAAUUGCCUUCUUCACCUCCAAUUCCUCCAGUCCCAAGUACACUACCAUCAACUGAAAAUCAUCCACCUCCACCACAACCACCAACAAGAACAUCAACAUCAUCAUCACAUCACAAUCAACGACCACCACCACCAGCUCCACCUCGUCAAAUUGAACAAGAUUUAAGCUCAAGUGAAGAAGAAGACCUAGAUUAUGAUAAAUUUGAAAUUGUUGAUAGACAUCCACCAUCAUCAGCUCCUCCAUCUAGAGCUCAAACGUUUGAAGGUCACCAUACAAGAGCUCCUCCACCACCAAUCCCAGGCUCAGUUCCACCACCACCAAUUCCAGUUGGUGAACCGCCGAAAAGAGCAACAACUGAAUUACCACCAUUAGUCCAUACAUCAACAGGUGCGUCAAUUGGCUCACAACAGCAACAACAACAACCACAAGUUCCACAAGGUAGAACCUCUACAGAUUCAACUUUAUCUAGAUCAAGAUCAUUAAAGGGAAACGGAAGUGAACAGAGUCAAGCAGAAAUUGCAUUAGAACAGUUGGAAUUUGAAAUUGCUAAUAUUAAAUCAACAUCAAAUUGGUGGUUCAAAAAUGAUUUACCAGAUCAAUUAAUCAAAAAAAUAGGAAUUGAUUUAAUUUAUGAAGUUGAUUCAAAUAAAUUGAUUAAAAGAGGAGAUAGAUCUUUAAUUUAUCGUGAUUUUUAUAUCUUGUUUUAUGAUUUAUCUCAAUUGAUAAUUGAAUUAGAAUUUGAAGAAAAUGAUCCAAGAAAUACUGUUCAUUUAGUAAAUCAUUUUAUAAAAUCAAAUCCUGUUGCUAGAAAAGAUUUAUUAGAGAACAAUCAUCGUCAAUUUAGUUCAACAAUUGUAAACACUGCAGCUCAUUUCAUCAAUCAAAAAUUAGAUGAUAAUUUAUUAAAUUAUGUUUUCAAUAAUCCUGAAUUAAAAUCUAAAAUAUUACAACCAAUUGGUAACAAAUCAUUUGGAGUAACGAUAUAUAAAAAUUUCAAUAAUUCAACAAUUUCUAAAAUUGAUGAUAUAAAACCUGGUGAUAUAUUAUGGAUUAAAAAUGGAAAAUUUAAUACUCAUAAAGGAAUUAUUGGUAAUAAAUCAAUAACUGUUGGUGAUGAUAAUAGUAGUUCAUUUACUGCGAUAAUUUAUGAAUUUGAUCCAAAGAAAGAAAAAUUCAAAGUUAUUGAACAAGAUAGUGCUGGUCACAUUAAAAAGGAAUCUUAUAAAUUAAGUGAUUUUAAAAGUGGAAGAAUAAGAGUAUUUAGACCAGUAUCAAGACAAUAUGUAGAUUGGUAA
This is a messenger RNA of Lodderomyces jiufengensis, 2937 nucleotides long. RefSeq names its product Bbc1p (gene BBC1). NCBI's taxonomy places the organism in Eukaryota, Fungi, Ascomycota, Pichiomycetes, Serinales, Debaryomycetaceae. Bases 1 to 2937 code for a protein of 978 amino acids. Gene Ontology annotation, molecular function: protein binding. The transcript has a single exon. The record is from RefSeq and is a predicted model, not a curated record.